GGUGUGUGAUAAAUGGGAUAAAUGUCAAAACAAAUUCAUAUCACUCCCGAAACGUGUUUUUAAGCUUGCGAUUAGAUUCUUGUUUUGAAUAAAAUUAGGGAAUGGUCUUGUGUCAAGAAUCAUCUGUAUCCAGUAUGAUUAAACAACAACACAUAGCCGAUGUGGCUAACGAAAAACAUUCGCUGUAUUUACGCUUCCCGAAGAAAUUGAAUGCUGACAGAACAUUGGCCGAAUCAGAAGUGAAGGCUUUGAACUCAAAUAUCAUCCGUGUUCGCAUACCCAGACAACGCAGUGCAAAUUUCUGUUUGGUUGACUUUUCGUCGAAAGAGGACCAGGAAAAGGCUGAAAAGAAACUGAAAAAAGUGGAAAUCAACGACAAGCGAUUGGUAGUCAAACAAGCGGUUCGGAAUGACAAAUCGGCACUGCACAAAAAAAUCGAAAAGAUCAAAGUGAAACGUGAAGUGAAUGAAGCACUGGGUAAACUUGUCGCCGACAUUAAAAACAGUUUGGGCAAGAAUUAUGCCAAGCGUAACGUUACCAACGGCGUAAUGGUUCGAAAUUUGAGCUCUGGCUGCACUCAGAGUGACAUCAAGCGAAUAUUCCCGCAAGCGAUCGAUAUCAAGAUGAACGUGAAGGCUGACCGCAAGAAUUCGUUUGCAUUGAUUUGGCUGCCGACGCCGAAAGAUGCAAGAGAAGCAACAACGGAGACGGUACAGAUAAAUGGUGAGGAAUAUGUGGUAAGCCUGGAAAAUGAAGAAAAACGGAAGAAACGGAAACGGGUCAACGAUUCGAACAACAGUGGUGCCGAUAGUUCCGAAGAGGAUGGCGAUUUGGAAGAUCAAGCAGAUGACAGUGAUAUUGAUGAAGAUGGUAGUGACGUUGUUGAUGAAGAUGAUGUAGAUGAAGAUGAUGAUGUAGAUGAAGAUGAUGAUGUAGAUGAAGAUGAUGUUGAUGAAGAAGAUGAUGUUGAUGCAUCCGAUUAGGACUAAGUUCCAUCAAAAUAAAAUAAAAAAAAAUUUGACU
Messenger RNA from Bradysia coprophila, 1023 nucleotides. RefSeq lists its product as uncharacterized. Gene Ontology annotation, molecular function: RNA binding. NCBI's taxonomy places the organism in Eukaryota, Metazoa, Arthropoda, Insecta, Diptera, Sciaridae. The record is from RefSeq and is a predicted model, not a curated record.